AUUCUAUAAUUUUUUCUUCUUCAUAUUCUUCAUAUUUUUUCAUAUUCCGUAUAUGCGAAUCUAUUUUUUGUUUAAAUUAAAACGUAGCAUUAAAUGAUAUAAAUAGAGAGUUAUUUUACGUUCCAACCUUUUCCCAUCAACCAUGGCCGCUCCACCGGUUUCCGACGAUAUUACCUUAGAAGGCAUAAAAAACGAGGCUGUUGAUCUCGAAAGAAUACCGAUAGAAGAAGUGUUUGCGCAACUCAGGUGUACGAGAGAAGGGUUAUCGUGCGAUGAAGGUCAGAAGAGGUUACGGAUUUUUGGCCCUAAUAAACUUGAAGAGAAAAAGGAAAGCAAGUUUCUGAAAUUUUUAGGGUUUAUGUGGAACCCGCUUUCAUGGGUUAUGGAAAUUGCUGCUAUUAUGGCUAUUGCUUUAGCCAAUGGAGGGGGUAAACCACCAGAUUGGCAAGAUUUUAUUGGUAUUGUUGUGUUGCUUUUGAUAAACUCAACUAUUAGUUUCAUUGAAGAGAACAAUGCUGGUAAUGCUGCUGCUGCUCUCAUGGCUGGUCUAGCUCCUAAAACCAAGGUAUUGAGAGAUGGAACGUGGACUGAACAAGAGGCAGCUAUUCUAGUACCAGGUGAUGUGAUCAGCAUUAAACUAGGAGACAUUAUCCCAGCAGAUGCUCGUUUACUUGAAGGAGACCCUUUAAAGAUUGACCAGUCUGCUCUCACCGGUGAGUCCUUACCAGUGACCAGGCACCCCGGUCAAGAGGUCUUCUCAGGCUCUACUUGCAAACAAGGUGAACUUGAGGCUGUUGUGAUUGCCACUGGUGUGCACACUUUCUUUGGCAAAGCUGCUCAUCUUGUCGAUAGCACGAACCAAGUUGGCCAUUUUCAGAAGGUUCUGACGGCUAUUGGAAACUUCUGUAUCUGCUCCAUUGCUUUGGGAAUGGUCAUAGAGAUCAUUGUUAUGUACCCCAUUCAGCGUCGUAGAUACCGUGAUGGUAUUGAUAAUCUGCUGGUGCUUCUCAUUGGAGGAAUUCCUAUUGCUAUGCCAACAGUUUUAUCUGUUACAAUGGCUAUUGGCUCGCAUAGGCUUUCAGAGCAAGGUGCUAUUACCAAGAGGAUGACGGCUAUCGAAGAAAUGGCUGGAAUGGAUGUGUUGUGUAGUGAUAAAACUGGAACUCUUACUCUUAAUAAACUUACUGUCGAUAAGUCGUUGAUUGAGGUAUUUGUGAAGGAUGUGGACAAAGAUACUUUGAUUUUGUAUGGUGCUAUGGCUUCCAGGGUUGAGAAUCAGGAUGCUAUUGAUGCUUGUAUUGUUGGGAUGUUAAGUGAUCCGAAAGAGGCAAGAGCAGACAUCACUGAGGUACAUUUUCUGCCAUUUAACCCAGUGGAGAAGCGCACUGCUAUAACAUACAUAGACUCAGCUGGUAACUGGCAUAGAGUCAGCAAAGGAGCACCUGAGCAGAUUAUUGAACUGUCCAACCUGAGGGAAGAUGCAAAAAAGAAAGCUCAUGACAUCAUCGAUAAAUUCGCUGAUCGCGGACUUCGCUCUCUAGCUGUUUGUCGACAGACUGUACCAGAGAAAACCAAGGAAAGCCCUGGAAGUCCAUGGCAAUUCGUAGGUCUCUUGCCUCUUUUCGAUCCUCCAAGGCAUGACAGUGCUGAGACAAUUACCCGUGCCCUCAAUCUAGGAGUUAAUGUCAAGAUGAUCACUGGUGAUCAGCUUGCUAUCGGCAAAGAAACUGGUCGCAGGCUUGGUAUGGGAACCAACAUGUACCCUUCUUCUGCUCUCCUUGGACAGCACAAGGAUGAGUCUAUUUCCGCCAUCCCUGUCGAUGAACUUAUUGAAAAGGCGGAUGGAUUUGCCGGUGUCUUCCCCGAGCACAAAUACGAGAUUGUCAAGAGGCUUCAAGAUAGGAAACACAUUUGCGGAAUGACAGGAGAUGGUGUGAAUGAUGCUCCAGCAUUGAAAAAGGCCGACAUUGGAAUUGCAGUAGCUGAUGCUACAGACGCAGCUCGUGGCGCGUCUGAUAUAGUCCUGACGGAGCCAGGGUUGAGCGUUAUCAUUAGUGCUGUCCUGACAAGCAGAGCCAUUUUCCAGAGAAUGAAGAACUACACUAUUUAUGCAGUUUCUAUAACCAUCCGUAUUGUGUUGGGAUUUAUGCUCCUUGCUCUGAUAUGGAAAUUUGAUUUCUCUCCUUUUAUGGUUCUGAUCAUUGCUAUACUCAAUGAUGGAACAAUUAUGACUAUUUCAAAAGACAGAGUGAAGCCAUCCCCUCUUCCUGAUUCAUGGAAACUCAACGAGAUUUUCGCCACUGGAGUUGUCCUCGGUGCAUACCUCGCUAUCAUGACUGUUGUAUUCUUCUGGGCCGCUAACAGUUCUGACUUCUUCUCGGAAAAGUUUGGAGUUAGAUCUAUUAGAGAGAAACAUGAUGAGCUUACCGCUGCAAUCUACCUCCAAGUGAGCAUAGUGAGUCAGGCACUCAUCUUUGUCACUAGGUCCCGUAGCUGGUCUUUCGUUGAACGUCCCGGUCUGCUUCUUCUCACCGCCUUUAUCAUUGCCCAACUGAUUGCUACGCUUCUUGCUGUGUACGCCAACUGGGCGUUCGCAAAAAUUCAAGGCGUUGGAUGGGGAUGGGCUGGUGUUAUUUGGCUCUACAGCAUCGUCUUCUACAUCCCUCUUGAUAUUCUUAAGUUCAUGAUCCGAUAUGCUUUGAGCGGCAAAGCAUGGGACAAUCUUGUCCAGAAUAAGACUGCUUUCACAAAUAAAAAGGAUUACGGAAAGGGAGAAAGGGAAGCACAGUGGGCAGCUGCUCAACGUACCCUCCACGGACUGCAGCCUCCUGAAACUGGAGACACUUACCGGGAACUGUCUGAGAUUGCUGAGCAAGCCAAGAGGCGCGCAGAAGUUGCAAGGUUAAGGGAGCUUCAUACACUCAAGGGGCAUGUGGAGUCAGUGGUGAAACUCAAGGGACUUGACAUUGAGACCAUUCAACAGCAUUAUACUGUGUGAUUUAGUUACUGCAAAUAAAAUAUUUGCAAGGAAAUUUUGAGCCAAAAGACAAGAAAAAAAGUAAUUUAGAUUUAUGAGAACUAACUAGAAUGCAUUAUUUUUUUUUUAAUUUGAAAUCCUUUGUUUUUUAGUUUGAGGAUUUUGUAGGAUGCAACAAUUCAAGGGUUGGGAAUAAAACAUGUGAAGAUUGAUUGUCUUAAUUGAACAAUCCUUUUGUUGAUAAAAAGAAAUAAUUUCUUUGUCUUUGUA
Molecule: messenger RNA, 3247 nt
Organism: Mercurialis annua (annual mercury)
Lineage: Eukaryota; Viridiplantae; Streptophyta; Magnoliopsida; Malpighiales; Euphorbiaceae
Product: ATPase 9, plasma membrane-type
Exons: 13
Coding region: 143-2998 (951 amino acids)
Biological process (GO): regulation of intracellular pH; proton export across plasma membrane
Cellular component (GO): plasma membrane
Molecular function (GO): P-type proton-exporting transporter activity; ATP hydrolysis activity; ATP binding
Source: RefSeq, a predicted model, not a curated record